GACUGCGAGAUAGAUAUACAGAAGACCAUACAGAUGGUGAGGUCACAAAGGUCAGGUUUAGUUCAGACCGAGGCACAGUACAAGUUUGUCUACUUCGCUGUACAACAGUAUAUAGAAACAGAGAAAAGAAGGAUAGAAGCUGAACAGCAAAGUCAAGUAGCAGGUAGGGAGUAUACAAAUAUACGAUACGCACACAGUAUAGACAAUAGAAACUCCCUAACACGUGGCUUUCCACCUCCAGUUCAUCAACCCCAGAUUGCAGAACCACCACACACAACAAAAAGAGCUGCUAAAGAUCUGCCGAAGCUUCCACAAGAUGCAGGACAAAUAUAUCAAAAUAUUGGAACAGUAAAAGAGACACCAGGUCAAAGUGGUCACAAUAACCAUGCCAGCCAUGGUGGACACCAUUCAAGUAAACACAAGAAAUGAUCCACAGAACCAAACAAAACAGAACAGAAAAUUUUGUUCAAAUGUACCCACCCAGUAAAUCUCUGAUUUUUAGGUGGCCAUAUAAUAUUGAUGUGACUCCAGUCAAUCUUUUUCUUGUACGUUGCUAGCAGUGUUCAUUUUUAUUUAGUGCUGAUACCAUUAGUUUGAACUGUGCUGGACUUCUCGUAUACAUGGUGCAAUGAUGAAUACAAACAAUUUAUACAUGCUUGCCAUGGCUGCAUAGAAUACUUUUACUUACAUUAUUUUUGUCAUCCUCUCUUCAAGGUAAAGAAGUAGUUUUCAUCAGUUUUCUAGCUAAUUGUCAUCUUAUUUUAGAAAUAAUUGUAUGAUAAUUAUGUCCAAUUUUAUGUUCUGAAUUUUUUCCUAAAAAACUGUAUUAGGAUACCAACAAAUGAUCUUGAUAAAUGGAAAUUAUUUUGUUUUUUUUUUUAAAAUUUAAACUAAAGAAUAAUUUGGGGUGUAUAUAUGUUUUGUUAGCAGAUAAGGUAUAUCUUGUGUGCAGUUGUUAAUAAUUUCUAUUAAAAAUAUUUAUAGGAGUAAAAAAUUAUGGGGAAAAAAUUGUUCUGUUAUAAUUUUAAUGGACUACAUUUUGUUUGUUUUGUUUUGUUGGAUUUUAAUUUGAUACUGAUACUGUUUAGGGUCAUGUAGGAACAUUUUGGGUUUAACCCUUACUCUGCUGUAUUUCUAAAAUGGACUUGUCCAGAUUCCAUUUUUGGAACUGUCCAAUAUCAAUUUUAGGAAUAUUAAAAAUUCUGAUGAAGGAUAAAAAUUAUUCAGCCAACAGAGUAGAGCCGUGUCAGACUGUAUAGAUGUGCAAACUAGUCUGGCUUUACACUGGUGGCAAAGACUAAUCAGUUACCAUUCCAUCAGGUUAAGGGAAGGCUCCAUGUAGUGCCCCUAGUAUUAUAUAGUUUUGUUGAUAGCAGCUAUAUGGAGAGCAAGUUAUACGUGUCUCAUUAUGUUAAUGUGACUGGUAUGAUGUCAAUGUUUCUUUUCACAAUGUUAUGUGGGUAUGAAUCUUCCUAGCUUUCUUAAAGGCCCAUUAAGCCUAAAAAUGUUAGUUUUUUUAUAUAUAUUUUAAAAGGUUAUUCUUUUUAUGUACUGUUAUGGUUUCCGAAAUUUUACUCAUUGUUCAUAUUACUGAGCCAUUUCUUUUUUGCCUCUUUUAUAGCUCGACUAUUCGAUAAGAAUAAGUAGAGCUAUUGUAGUCACCCGAGCGUCCGCGUCGGCGUAACCACUUAUGUUAAAGUUUUUGUAAUAGUUCAAAUAUUUUCAAAGUCUAUUGACAUAUGGCUUUGAAACUUUGCACACUUGUUCACCAUCAUGACCCCAACCUGUAGACAGGAGGAGGUAACUGUAUCAAGCAUUUUGACAGAAUUAUGCCCCUUUUUCGACUUAGAAUUUACGUUAAAGUUUUUGUAAUAGUUAAAAUAUUUUCAAAGUCCAUUGACAUAUGGCUUUGAAACUUUGCACACUUGUUCACCAUCAUGACCCCAACCUGUAGACAGGAGGAGGUAACUCUAUCAAGCAUUUUGACAGAAUUAUGCCCCUUUUUCGACUUAGAAUUUACGUUAAAGUUUUUGUAAUAGUUCAAAUAUUUUCAAAGUCCAUUGACAUAUGGCUUUGAAACUUUGCACACUUGUUCACCAUCAUGACCCCAACCUGUAAACAGGAGGAGGUAACUGUAUCAAGCAUUUUUUUUUACUAUCAAGCACUAAGAAUAGUCGAGCGUUGCUGUCCUACCGACAGCUCUUGUUUGUAUUGGUAAUAAGUAGUUUCAGUGAUUAUGUAUUUUGUAUAGAAGUGGAUAUACCUUUUUCUUUACAUUUUGCUAUCUUUAUCACAUAAUAAUUAUUAUUUUACAUUCAGUGCUAAUUUCUUCAGGCAACAAGCAUCUCACAUGUUAUUAAUCCAUUAUUACAGCAUUAUAAAUCAUGUGUUAGCAGCUUCUGUAGAAAGAAUCAUUAUUUUUAGGCUGAAUGUGCCUUUAAAGGAAGCUAAGUUACAUUUAUAAAACAUUUAUUUUGAUUAAAGUGACAUUAUGCCCAUCCAAGGCAUUAUGCCCAUCCAAGAGUACAAAGUGUUCAGGUAAAUUGAAAAUAAUUUUUAACGGAGGAAUUUUGUACAGAUAUAACAGGUCUUGUUACAUCUUGUUGUGGUGAGCUAGUGCUACUUAUAACUGUCACUUAUAAACUUGUUAUUUUAUUGUAAGAUACAGAUAUAUCUCACAUAGUGAACACCAGAUGUAAUACUAUCAUAAAUGGUGUAACCACUUGUGAAGUUGUUAUAAUUGGUGUUCACAUUCAAGGUAUAAUUUGAACCAAUAAGUAAAACAAACUCUGUAUUUGUAUCAUGCUGGUUUUUGUUGAUUUUUGUUUGUUCUUUUUUAAUUGAUGUAAUAUAAUUUUACUGUUAUUUAUGACAUUACAUGAAGGCAUGGUCGAAGCAGGACAUUUGUUUAUGUUGAGGCAUAAUUUGUUUACAAGUUAUUUUUUCACCCUCAAUAUCAUGAAAUAAUGCACUUUUAAGAUCAUUUUCACAAAAGAUGGAACAUAUUUUUUUUGUAAUUUCCAUAUAGUUAUAUACUGAACCCUGUAUCAAAAUAUAAUUGUAGUAGGAUGAAAUUACAUUACAUCAUUCCUCUGUGAAAGAAGUAAAAAUAUCAAGAAUAAUUUACUGUAAUAUUUCAGAAAUUUAUUAUUAAACUUGUCAAGUUAUUUGAGCUGCGUCACGACAAAACCAACAUAGUGCGUUUGCGACUAGCAUAGAUCCAGACCAGCCUGCCCAUCUGCGCAGUCUGAUCAGGAUCCAUGCUGUUCGCUAUCAGUUUCUCAAUUUGUAAUAGAGUUGGUAAGUGAACAGCAUGGAUCCUGAUCAGACUGCGCGGAUGCACAGGCUGGUUUGGAUCCAUUACUGGUCGCAAACGCACUAUGUAGGUUUUGUCAUGACGCGGCUCAAUUUACAUAAUUCAAUGAUAUUUAUCAAAUUGAAGUAUAUUUUAUAUAUUUUGACAAUCUUGUAUAAGAAGUGUUAUCUGUCAAUUUGUAGGUCCAAAAAUCUGAUCCUGAUCUCUGAAGUAUUGUGCAACUGUGCCAGUUUUCAACUUUCUAAUAAUUUCAAGAUGAUUAUUAAAAUACUUAACUUGUCUAAUUAUUUGUGUAAUGGAAUUGCCCGGCUUUGAAUUUAGAUCAGUCUAUUUUAAGUUUAUGUGAUUUCAUAAAGCAAUAUAGUUACAAAAGCCUACAAUAGUAAAUGUAUUGAGUCUGGUCACACACACUAGCAGAUAAACAUUUAUUACAUAAUCACCUCACUGUGUUUGUUUCUACUUUAUAAACUGCUGAAAAAUUUAAGAUUAAAAUCAGCUGAACUUUAUCUAGAAUGAACUUUAUCUAGAUUACAUACACAUUAACUACUGGACAAGCUAGUUCUUUUUAUAUUUAUUGUCUGUUUCUUUGAUGUUGUGCACUUGUUAGUGUAUUUUCUUGAGGAUAGAAAAUUUGUACAAGAAAACAAGAUUAUAAAAUUCUGAAGGAUUAUUCUUAAAUGAUAAUAUAGUAAAUUUCACUUGUAUUGAUAAUGAAGUUAUAUUAAUGUGUCUGCGGUGAUCGUGGCUAGCUUCUGUUGUGAAGCUCCAUCUAUGUCAAUAUUGCAUUGAUAUGUCAAGAUUAUUAACUCCUACACAUAUAUUAAAGAGAUACUCUUGCCAGGGAUUAACAGUAUUUGUAAUGUGUUGUAUGGUAUAUAAGACUUCGAAAUGAAGGCAUAAUUUUUUUUUGUUUUUUUAAAAUAUAUAUAUAUUUUCUCUUCUUAUUGUAAUCGCUAAAUAAGUUUAAGGUGAACAUAUAAUGUUAGCCAGUUUCCAGUGAACAUAUAGAAAAAAGAAAUUUUGAUUUGAGAACAAAAAAUAAUUAAGUGGUAAUAAAUUCAAUUCAUUUAGUGAUUUUCGUACACAGGUAAAUAAAGGAUAUUGCCAAAAACUGUGCAAGUAAGCAAAAAGGUAUGAUAAACCCAAUCUUAUUAUGAACCAUCUUGUUCAAGCUCAGCUUACAAACAAAUAUGACAUGCCAGUAACAGAGACUUCAAAUUGACUUUCUUCUCCGGUACUCAGAAUUUGUCAUUUGGUUGUUACAAAUUUCUGAUGUAGUAAUAUUGUUAUAUCUGUCCCCUAAAUAUCAUUGCAAGUGAAGUUUACUGUAUGUUGUAUGCCAGAUACUCAAUCCAUUUUCAAGUAUUAAUGUCAAAAGAUCUGAUUUCCAACUUCAAUUAUCUGAAUUGUGUUUCAUAGAAAGUCCUAAGUCUGAAGUCAGUCUUAAGUAUAAACGGAUACAAUUUAACAUUUCAAAGAAAAUAUCCUUAUUUAUGACCUCUAUGGUAUGGGUCUUUUAAUUUCUGAAAAGCAAUGCUGAUGGACAAAUGAAAGGGUCAUACAUUGCAAAUAAAAGGGUCUAUCAUUGUAUUUCUUAACUUUUCUCAGUUUUUUUCUUACAGUCUACAGUACUAAUAUGAGGAUAAAAAUUUAGAGGAAAAGGGUCUUAAGUUAGUCCUUAAAUUGGUUUUAUGUCUUAAGACUUGGGAUACACUUGGGACUUUCUAUGAAACACAGCUCAAUACUGUAAGUGUACAUGUUAUUUAUUAAUGAUGUAACAGUUCUCCCUUAUUUUUAAAUGGCAGGCCAUUGUAAAUUUUCUAUUGUUAUAUUGGAUAAUGCAAGUUAUAUAACAUUUUUUUCUUUAAAUUUUUGUACUGUCUAUGAAAUGAUAUGUUGUUCUGAGAUUAUAGGGGAGAUCAUGUAACAUAUUUGGAGAUAUUUUUUUUAAUGAAAUAUUCUGUUGUUAUACA
Molecule: messenger RNA, 5289 nt
Organism: Ruditapes philippinarum (Manila clam)
Lineage: Eukaryota; Metazoa; Mollusca; Bivalvia; Venerida; Veneridae
Product: tyrosine-protein phosphatase non-receptor type 11-like
Exons: 3
Coding region: 34-429 (131 amino acids)
Source: RefSeq, a predicted model, not a curated record